Messenger RNA from Gasterosteus aculeatus aculeatus (three-spined stickleback), 3776 nucleotides. It is a transcript of the gene fbh1, whose product is annotated as F-box DNA helicase 1. Gene Ontology annotation, biological process: double-strand break repair via homologous recombination; replication fork processing. Gene Ontology annotation, cellular component: nucleus. Lineage: Eukaryota; Metazoa; Chordata; Actinopteri; Perciformes; Gasterosteidae. Gene Ontology annotation, molecular function: protein binding; hydrolase activity; ATP binding. The record is from RefSeq and is a predicted model, not a curated record.
UACGCAGCCUACAGCCUGCGUGCGCAACUCCGCAUGAACAACACGAAGAGUUGUUCGUUUCUGCCUUAAUUAUUGCUGCCUGACUGUUUAGAAACAUUUUCUCAAUCCACAAAUGCUCCGAAAUGAGCGUCAGUAAGCCCGUGAAUUAAUUCAAAGUAUCUACACGAGAUAAUUUCAACAACUUUGCUGUUGACAAAGCUGAAAAGUAGGGUUAGCCUAGCAUGCUAGCGCAACAGUCGUUGUUUACCAAGGCAUUGGAUGCACGGCUGUCCCACCCCCAUUCAGCAGCUUUUCUGCAAGCUUCGACGUUUCUGCUCAAAUAAGUUUGCGUUUGACCAGAAGCAAAGCAAAUGGGAAUCAUUAACGCUAGUCACGUAGUUCUGUGAGUAAAAGACGGAUGCCCUGGACACGACGAUGGAGAUGGCUGUUAAGGGAAAGGCCAAAAGGAGGCACCUGAAUGCCGGAGAAUGUGAUGAACUUGCCCGAAGGACGGAGGGCACCAAUGCCCUCACCCAACCCCACACGGUCAACGGGCGAGGCACUCGCAGCGCCAACCGGGGGCUUUACCCCAGGACGCCCACCAAGCGACGGAAGUGUGCAUCUGCCUCAGGAAGUCCCUCUGGGCACCAGAAGGCCAUUGACAACUUCUUCUCUGUGACAAGAGUCAUCCGUUCAAGUCCACACAAAUUCCCUCAGCCCGGCUCGUCCACAUGCACAAAUGUACUCAAUGGAAACCGCUUUCCUGAAAAAGAGACGGGCGUCAUGACGGAGGAUGACGACGACGACGACGAUGUGAGCUUCUUGGCUCCCCCGUCGGCGCCAAACCCUGAAGAAGAAUGGGAGGAGGAGGUUGACAACGUAAGCCCUUUGGCUGCAGAGUCAAUGCCAAAGAACGAGCAUGGCGUGGAUCAUCUGGAGGGAAUGACAGCAGAGAUUUUUGGAGAUGAUGAUGAGUUUGUCCAAUGGGACAGAGAAAGUCACGACAUGGAAGAGGAGGUGGAGGCCCUGCCUGACGCCCACUACGGGCUCCUGGGUAGCAGGAAGGUCUUGCUUAAACCCGAGGGUUGCAUGGAUGAUCUUCCAGAGGAGGUGCUGAGGCAAAUACUGUGCCUCGUCACCGCCCAAGAGCUCUACCGCUGUGUCAGCCUGGUUUGCCAUCAUUGGAGGAACAUCGUCCAAGACACCAAGUUUGUCCCUUUCAAGAAACAAUACUUCCGCUACAUGAUGAGGGAGAAGGAAACCGUGCAGGAGAUCUGCUCCGUGCUGAGGAACAGCAGCAUCACAGAUCCGUCGUCAUCGCAGCACAGCAUACGGAGCCUUGUUGUGUUAAUGGCGCAGCAUGCAGUCGGCGAGCGGGUGAGGCCACAGGACGUUCUGGACUGUGUAAAGAAACACCGCCUUUUUCCUCAGGCCGAGGCCUCCAUCAGAUUACGCAUUCCUGAUAUUCAGAAGUUCUUCAACCUUAGCAUAAAUGGUCCCAACCCGUACGCAGCCAUGGCGGUCAUUCUGAUCCUGAGCGAGAGCGUGGGUGACGUACAGGCCUUGGUGUCUCUGCUCACCGGCUGCAUGUCGCAGACCGCCAUCACAGAGUACUUCAGUCACAUGGCCAUGAUGCUGCUCGCCGUGAAGAGGAACCACAUCAAGAUUAGUAGUCGGUUGCAUUACAACAUCUACUACACACUUCACUUGAUGGAUAAUGGCCCCUUUACCGUCGGCUCCGGGACGAGCGGGCGGCCUCAGGUUCAGCUCACAGGUGAACAGCAGCAGAUCCUCAGCCACGACGUCCAGAAGGACCACGUGAUCAAGAUUGUGGCCUUUGCAGGUACGGGGAAGACCACCACAUUGGUGAAGUACGCUGAGCAGCGGCCGCACCUCCGCUUCCUGUAUGUGGCCUUCAACAAGUCGGUGGCCAGUGAGGCGCAGCGCCGUUUCCCCAGAAAUGUGACCUGCAAGACCGUCCACUCGUUGGCCUUUGCCGACGUUGGGAGGAGAUACCAGUCCUGUCGGAAGCUCACCUUUGACCUGAAGCCGUUCGCAAUCAACUCUGUUCUGCCUGAGCACCGCGGCGGCUUCGCCAGGGCCAAAGUCGUCUCCACGACUCUCAGGACCUUCAUGGCUUCGCCGGACGAGAACCUCACCGUCGCACACGUCCCCUAUGUCCGCAUAAACAGGCACCGCGAGCGGGAGGCCAUAUUGGAGCCUGAAAGAAAGUUGUUUGCUGAUGAAGCGCUGACUAUCUGGAACAAGAUGAAGGAUCUCAAUGAAACCAAAGUGGACGCCUACCACAUGACCCACGACGGUUACCUGAAGUUAUGGCAGCUCCAAGUUCCAAAGCCCUGCUUGUCUCAGCAAUACGACGUGCUUUUUAUCGACGAGGCCCAAGACUGCACGCCAGUCAUCCUGGAUGUGUUUCUGGCGCAGAGCUGUGGGAAGAUCCUGGUCGGGGAUCCUCAUCAGCAGAUCUACACUUUCAGAGGAGCCGUCAACGCCCUCAACCUAAUCGACCACACACACAUCUUCUAUCUGACGCAGAGCUUUCGGUUCGGUGCCGAGAUCGCCUACGUGGGUGCUACCAUACUGAAAGAGUGCAAGAGAGUGGAGAAAAUUCUGGUGGGAGGAAAGCAGAAAGGCGGAGUGUGUGACGAGGCGGCAGACAACGUUCGGGCAGCCUUGAUGGAGGGUGUGAGUCUUUGCCCGGGGAAGACGGCCAUCUUGUCGAGAUGCAACGUCACUGUCUUCGGCGAAGCCGUCCGGCUCACGGAUUCCAACCCGCAGUGCCGCCUCCACUUCAUAGGAGGUGUCGGUGGAAUCGGCCUGAAUCGGAUCCUUGACAUCUGGAAGCUGUUGGAAGGGACAAAACGCGUCAGGGAUCCUUUGAUUCGCUGCUUUGCCAACAAACAGAAUGGUGUCUGGGCCUUCAGGAAGUACGUCCAACAGACCAAUGACUUGGAACUGGAGACCAAACUGAGCAUUGUUGAAAAAUACAGGAAGCGCAUCCCUGAGCUGGUAAAGCGCCUGGAAAUGUGCUUUGAAGAGGACAUUCACAAAGCAGACUUCAUUUUGGGAACCGUCCACAAGGCCAAAGGUCUGGAGUUCGACACUGUGAUGGUCACCGAUGACUUUGCCAAAGUCCCCUCUUCAAACCACAACCUGCACUUCAAUCCAGACUUCUCCUUCUCUAAGCUUGCAGACGAUGAGUGGAAUCUGCUGUAUGUGGCGGUGACUCGCGCUAGAACCUCGCUGAUCAUCACCAAGUCCAUCCGCCGCCUCCUCACAGUGGCCGGGGAAUACUUCCUGAAGUCGGAGAUGCCCCCCGGCACGCCGUUGGUGGGCGACCCGCUCCCGUGCUGCAUCUCCGAAUGCCCCAACUGCACCACGCCCGGCUCUGCGUUCAUCAUGAGCAAAACGCAGAUGAAAUGUUCGGACGGCGUGUCUGCCGGCGGGCCGCUGUGCGAGAGGUGCGUGUGGACCCGCAUCGGGUCGACAGCCUUCCUCAUGACGGACGACGUGCUCUCCAUGGCCGAAAUACCACGAGGACUCGUCCACCUGGACAACCGCAUGCUGCUGGGUCUUUUCUAGAGGCGCAAAGGGACGGCGCUGCGUGUUUACACCGAAACAGACUGAAAAUAUGUAUGUGUGUGUGUGUGAUAUCCAGUUCAGGAGCCUUUUUAUAAAGCCUACUGCUCCCAGUGACCAUCAGUCGGACUGAGGUUUCAUUGGAGAGCACUCUGUUAUUGUGUGUUUGAGUAUAUAAAACAAAAAUUGCAGGAUCGUGA